AGUCAGGCCAGAGCUGCAGCAGGAUGGUGCAGCAGCCUGCAGACACAGGUUUAGUCUGUCAGUCAGCUCCAGUCUUCUCCACGGUGCUGUCUACAUCUCCUUUAUCACUGUCACACUGACACAGUUAUUUAUCCCUGUAGAUAGAGGCUAGACCCACGUGGAUAUGCAGGACCCUAAACAGGCAGACUGAAAACAAAAUGCCCAGACAUUUCCAUGAAUCUACCGGCAGGAGCUAACUAAGAGGACACGCUUCUUUAUGUCACUGACUUAGCUUCCCCACUUAGUGUUAGCUGGUGUCGGCACACAACCGAGUCCGAGGUCUGAGAGCCUCCAUGGUGACCUUUCUGUUUUAAAAGACUAUCUCUGAUCUUAACAAAGGAGGUAAGAUUACACACUUCAACUUCAUUUAAUUGCAUCGGCAAUUUGACCAGUUUAUGCAGCUCAGAUAGAGGCGGGUAACAUUAUCUGAUGAGUUAGCCUAGCUUAGCCUGCUAGCAUGCUCUGAGUGGCACAAAAAGCAGUGUAAAGUUAAUGUUAGCAGCUAGCUGUUAGCCGGUCUCCUGAGAUAUAUGUAAAUGUAACCUGCGUUCUUGAUUUAAUUUUAAAACAUGUAGUUAACAUUUCGGAAUCUAGAGAUGAACCAUAAUAAAGUGUUUAAUAAGGCUGAGUGAGUUUCAUGGCAGUUAUCAUUGAGUAACGGUUUGUAAUGUAGCAAAGCCAGGCUAACGUUUGCAUUAGUUUGACCUAGCCGCCAUAGCUAACCUUACACCCUGUUCUUUUAGCAACACCAUCUGAUUAAUUAUAGUAAUAUUAUGAGUUUAAGACAGCUAAGCCUCUGGACAUUAAGAUCGACACAUUACACACUACAAUAUACAACAACAACAUCACCAAUAACAACAACAACAGUUAUUAAUAUUUUUAUUGUUGGUAUUAUUAUUAUCAUAGGGAUUGUGAGCUUGCAAAGACAGCCAAAAGUGUUUAAAGUUAGACAAGAGGCAACAUAUAACCAUAUAAAUAACUAGAAAUGUUGGUACCUGGACUCAGUGAGGACACAUGAAGUCAUUUUCAAACUUUUUGAACAAGUCUACAGAUCCAAACUCUGUUUGAUUGUAUUAUGGUUUGACAAAAAUUAAUGAAGCCACUAAUACUACAAAACAGGGAGGAAAAGUCCUGAAAUAUUUUUUUACAUUUUACAACAAUAAAUGUAAAACUGCAACUGCUACAAUGUAUUAGAAACACUGAGUGCUGGGUGCUUACUUUAAGGUUAUGGUGAUGGGGACAAGGGAAGUAAGACAUGCCACUACCCACCAAAUAUUUUCCCAAACUAACUGUCUUAAUAUCUGAUCAUGUUGAUGUGUGAAGUGAUUUUUACUCUGAAGCUAUCCACCAGAGUGAAGUUGCUGAGUAUUCAUGUAAGAGAGAGACUGGUUAGUUGGCCUUUUAACAUGAUUGGCAUUGUAUUGGCCUGCCCCUCUCAAGGCUGUUGUUACUGAUAUCUGUUAUAAAUUAAAAAAAAAAAAAAAAAAACAUUUAUUGCUCUGUAAGAUUCAUUAAUUCAUGUUUUUUUUAUGUCAGUUAAACUCAAUUUAGACUUGUGAAAAGUAUCUGUGGUGUUUUCAAAGAGUGUAAAUCAGUAGAUCUGCUCAUGUUGGACAAAUGCUCACAGUGGAGGAUUGUUAACUUUGUUUGCAGACGACAUUAGAUUCCUCCAUUUCCCAUGUCCCCUUAAGGUUUAUCUACAGAGAGAUGGCAGACAGCGCAGGGCUGCAGUUUGUCAGCUCCUAUGCUUUUGAAGCAAUGCAGAAGGUGGAUGUAGUGCGCCUGGCUGCCCUGAGUGACCCCGAGCUGAGGCUGCUGCUGCCCUGCCUGGUGAGGAUGGCUCUGUGUGCUCCAGCUGAUCAGAGCCAGUCCUGGGCUCAGGACAAGAAGCUGAUCCUCCGCCUGCUCUCUGGAGUGGAAGCUGUCAACUCCAUUGUGGCACUUUUGUCCGUUGACUUUCAUGCCUUGGAGCAGGACGCAAGAAAAGAGCAGCAGCUAAGGUAUAAUAACAUGGGUGUGAUCAUAUAACCAGGAUUUAAGUUUUGUUAUGAUUUGCUUAGAGUUUUUGCUUUUUCUUAAGGAUUAGUAUGCAUUUCCUUUAUAACCUUAAUCUGAAUGAGGCUGACCAUUGUUGAAAAAGAGUUGAGCUGACUCAGGUAGUUCUCUGUGUAUUGAGUUGGUAUUCUAAAAUACAAAAACCUCCAAUACUGUCUGUAUUUCAGGAUUUAUGAAAAAGAAAAGUUGCCUAUCCAUCAAGCUGCACGUUGUUUCCAUUAUGUAUUUAUUAUCACUGUCAUUGUCAAAUACAACUUUUGUAGAAACUUGAUUUGAUCCCAAAUAAUAUAAAGUGACAGUUGCUUUUUAUAUAAUAGUGUGCUACAAGCAGAGAGUGCAGCAUUGUUUGGGGAUGGCAUGAUUUUGGAAUUUUGCAAUGUUAAGUGAAAAUCUCUUACAGGAGGUUUGUAGUAUAAGCCUGAAACUGUUAAGUGACAAUACUCGUGUUUUUAUUUUUUUAAAGCUAUUGUAAAGAACUUUUGGUGCCCUACCAUGGCGAUAGCGAUGCCUCCUAUCUUUUGUCUUGUACAUGUGAAAGUAGUGUUUAAGAAAAAAACCCCACCCUGUGCUCUUCUACACUUACUCUUGACUAUUUGGUGUGGCAGAAGUCCAAAUAGUCUCUGUUUCUUUGACCUGCUGUCAAACAUCAGAUAAGACACCUACCCUCUUACAGCAGUUAAAGGUAUUAGAAAUUAUGAUUGUGAAAUCACCUGCCUGUAUUGUAAGUACACAGGUCCUGGUAGCAGUAACAUGAUAGGACAGGAGUAACACUGUGACAUUACUGACUGGAAUGUCACCAGUGUAUAGACAAUAUACUUUUCCUUCUGACAGGCACAAAGCUGGUGGGUCUAAUGGAGAAAGCAUCCUGGUGUCACAGCUGCAACAUGGACUGACCCUGGAGUUUGAACACAGCGAUCCUCUCAGAAGACUCCGCUUGACCCUGAGUGAACUCCUGGCCAUUAUGAACAAGGUACAGUGGAAAAUCUCAGCGUUAUUCAACGAACCAAAAGACAAUGACAACCAGUUGAACUUGGAGUAAACGGCACAUGCAGGUAUUUUUUGAUGAAGUGAAUGUUAAUGGUUGAGCCUAUGCCUGAUCUGUGAUAUAGCAGUUUGCUCUCGCAUUGAAGGAAAAGUACAUUUUUCUUUUUACAGCAGUUGACUUUCAGUAUUUCAGUCUUCACCUUAAAGGGUGUCUUGGAUGAUUGAUUGAUCCUGGCUGUCUUUUUCUUGUGUUGUUUCUCAGGUGGCAGACUCAAAUGGAGAGUUUUUCCUGAAAUCCUCUGAACUCUUCGAAAGCCCUGUUUACCUAGAGGAGGUUGCUGAUGUCCUCUGCAUUUUACAAGCAGGUAUUCAACUCAUGUCAUCUUAUUUGUAGUAUACGAGUGAGCUCAUAGCAACAACUUCCAUUACAGGGAUAGUCAGCACAAGAUCAAAUAUAAUGAGAUAAAGGUCCUAAAUGAGGAUUCGUUACGUACAGUGUGUUUGAGGACUGUCUUGUAUCUCUAGAAAUGUGUAAACCACUCUACAAGAGUUUUAUCGGUGUUUAUAAGCUCUGUCCCAGAUAAGCUUCACCAUCUCUCAGUGUUUCAUCACACUUUUUUAAUAUAAAUUCUAACAGGUUAAAGUUCAUUUCAGCUCUUCUUUGUGUGGUGCCAUAUGCAAAAAUGUCAGCAUAUUGUUAUAUUUCCACUAAAGAUGGACUUUAUCAAAUAGCUUUGGCCUGCAAUAACAAGUCAUCACGUUAAAGUAAUAUCGCUGUGAUCAGUAUGUUAGUUUGACUGAAUUUUUUGUUUUACUGAACUUUUACUUAACGUGAAAACAACUUGUUGGGAUAAUGAUUUUUUUUUACAAGGGUGACCUGGGCAAGAGGUCUUGAUAGAUAUUACAUGAUUAAGAGACAGAUUACAGAGAUUAAGUUAAAAACAACAAAUGAAAGCAAGAUGUAUGUUUUUGAACAUUUUUAAAUUUCAUUUACAGAGCUACAGAACAGCUGCAGAAUUAGAGUAAAAAUACAUAUUUCUUUAAAAAGGCGUGCUCAAAAAUAAGUACACAUUUUACCUCUUGAACAAACAUAAUCAGGAGCUUUUGUGAAUAAACCUUUUCUUUUUUUACGCUUUAAUUCUGAAACAAAAACAUGUUUUCACCUUAACCUUAGUGGUUGAACCUGUAACAACCACUGUGGAACUCAGUACAGCUUGGUCUCUGUCAAUCAGGGUCCAUUCCUUCUACCAUAUAAGCGCUUCUGUAAGCUGCAUGCAUCAAGUGUGUAACAAGUAUAACAAAUGUAAGUGUAAGUAUAAGUGUAACAAGCAUUUUCCCACUUGUUUUUAAUAAAACAGACAGUUUAUCACAAAAGGCUUCAUGAACUGCCAAGUGACAGGGGAUGCACUGAAAGGCUUCUCCCAUCUUUCCUCUAAUCUCUGCCCAAAGAACUGGACUGUUUUUUUUUUUUUUCUUUUUCUUUGGUCUUAUUUAGUAACGCACCUCCACUUCUUUUAACCUCUGUCUGGCAAACCACUGUCUUUAUUUGUUUGACUGAAGCUGUCAAUUCUGACGUCUUUGUCCCAAAACUGAUAUAUCAUAUUACCCUCAAUAAUAUUAUUAGUGUUACUGCAUGGAGUCCAGAAACAGUGACGCAUUGAGUCAAAUUGUCAGGGUAACAGGCAGCGCCAUUCUUAGUUUGAAAUUAGAGUAUUGACAUUAAGCCCAGGCGUAUCAAUAAGGUGAGAACAACGGUAUAUUUACACAUCUGCAGAUUUUCCCACCCUGAGUGUUAAAGGUGUCUUCUUCUUGUCCUUGUGUUUCCUGUGCUUCAUAGGCAUUGCAAACAGCUAUUUUACUAUCAGUUUCCAGCCUGUUAUUGAUAGGCAUAAACUGUCAUAGCAUGUGCAUCAUUAAUCACCUUAUCAGCUGUGCAAAUUGGAGGAUAUUUUCCCAUUUGCGGAUACCAGUAACUAACGUCACAAGCUUUUAUCCACCUUUUUUUUUUUUUUAACUAUUAUUCCUAGUUUCAACAAAAAUUGCAACACACUACAUUUGAGGCUUGGCGAUGUCUGCCAAAUUUGUAUUUGACCGUGUCUGAGGUAAUGCAAAAGCAGUAGCAUGAGACCCUUUUAACUUUGUUAGCUGAUUCUGAAAAUGGCCCAAAACCACAAAACUGUGAUGGAAGUGGAGACAGAUGAGGGAAACGGAGGGCAGAGUGUUCCUGACAGUGUGAGGCAGGACAUCGUGACUCGAGUCUGUUUGCUGCUUUGACAUUUUCUGCUCCAUGAUGAAAGUCUUCACUAUGUUUAUUUUCUCUUCUCCUUAGAGCUGCCUUCUUUGCUGCCCAUUGUGGAUGUGGCGGAGGCUUUGCUUCAUGUCCGCAAUGGAGACUGGUUUCUGUGCCUGUUGGUUGCCAACGUCCCUGACAGCUUCAAUGAAGGUAAUUCAUCUGUUUCAUAACACUGCACACGCUGUCAGCUGAUAAUGUGAGAUAGAGUGGCUGGUUAAUUGCCGGUACCAGCUUCAUAUGUUAAGCGAGUGUGCCUGCUGUAGCAGAAAUGCAGAGCCUCAGAAGCUGCCUUUGAUAGUUUAAUUAGAAUUAUAAGGAGAUUGUUCCUGAGCUGCCAUCACCUAUUUUCAUCCUGAGUUUUUCUGUUUCUGCUCUACUUCUGGCCGUGCCACACUGGCCCAAGGGUGUAUGUAUUUGUCUUUGAUUGAUGAUGAACAUUAUUGUCUUGCUCUGGCGCACAGAGUGCACCGUCUGUGCUUUCAGAGAUGCAUUAUUAGAAAAUUCCCGCUGUCUCCAGUGCCUCCUUAUCACACAGAGGGUCAGAGCUAAGUCAAUAGCUUUUGAGUGCAUUUGUGUGUUUUAUAUAGCAGUCAGCAUCAAGGAGUCCUUUUGGCUUUGUUACAGGAAAAGACCUUGUUUUGUGGAAUUGAAAGUGAAAUGAACUGAUCAAAGGGUGAAGUGUUGAAAAUGGCUCUGUCUAGAGCAGUCAAGGUCUGUCGUGUUGAACAUGAGCAGGUCACCAGAUUUCACUUUGGUGGCUCUUUGAUGCUAUACAAAAUAACCCAAGAGCAGCAGAGAGGGAAACUAAUAUCAUUUCACUGCAUGACGUAAUUCCUUUGAAAAAGUCAGCUGUGAGAAAGGACAGGGAGAUAAAGCUGUGGAAAGGCUGUCUGAUGGCUGUUAACGCCUAUAUCCUAGGAGUAUAAAUAAAUCAUAUUUCUACAGUUCAGUGUUUUUUUUUGAAAAACAUGUCUGGACCAUGAUGAGAUAAUUCUGAAACAUAAGUGUAACUGUUUGUCAGGGACUUGCAGAACUCCUGAAGACAUUUAGAGCAGGUUUACAUGAUUAAAUGAGCAUGAAAUACACCCUACAACAUUGAGUACAGAGUAUUUUCCUUCUGCUUGCGGAAAAUAUAAUAAUCUGUGUGUUAGUUAACUUGGAAAGUGUAUUUUUAAAGGUUUAAAUAUUGCUUGUUGGGAUGAAUGACCGUUUUCGUCUUUGCAGUUUGUAGAGGACUGAUCAAGAAUGGAGAGCGUCAGGAUGAGGAGAGUGUGGGUGGUCGACGCAGGACUGAAGCCCUCAGGCAGCUGUGUCAAAUGAACCCCUCUCAGGCCCUCAACAUCAGGGCUAUGGUGGUCAGUAUAUCAAUUGAUAUUAUCACAGGAUACAAAGCUAUCAGCAUUUUAACAUUUAAUCCAUAACCACCCAAAUUCUCUCAGUUCAUAUCAGAGAGUUCAUCAAAGCAGUGUUUUUUUCCAGUGGGGAUGCACUACUGCUGAAUUUAUUUUAUGCACAUUAAUUAUGCAUCUACAAACUAAUUCUUGUUAGCACAGUUUGGGCAUCUAAUGACUUGAUGUUGUAAGCUUUCAUCAUAGUGUUUGUGCUUCAGUAUGGUUGUUAAGACGUGGGUUUAUGAUUUGCGGAAACAAAGUUGAAUAAAAUGUCAACUAUAAGAGGAUGUCUUUCUCACCCAUCUACACGUCUUUAAAAGGAACAAUCAUGUGUUUUCAGGCAGAUGAUUUGAGACAGAUUUUUUGAUAGCACUUUAUCAAGUAGCAACAUAAAAACACUGUGACAGAUACUGAGGGUGAUUCCUGGUGUCACUCAGAGUGAAUUAUCAGUGAAGGCUGCAGCUUUGAAGAGCUUUCUUGAGAAUUUACUGACUUAACUUUUUGUGAGUUACUGUCAGUGCUCUUAUUGUAUGGCUUAGAGCUGGCCCAGUAUAUGAGGACAUUCAGCAGGUAAUGUGCUCAAUAUUUCUGUCAGACAUUGGUAGAGACCAAAUCAAAGGACAAAAAGAGAGAUCAUAUAUUGUUAGAUUGAUGUUUUUUAAUAAAGGCAGGCAUGAAUCCAAAUAGGAUGGCUGUUCUUUUACAUAUCCAGAGCUUCAAAAGCAACAUUAAGAGCUAACAACUAUCUCUGACAAGGUAAUUUUGAGUCAUUUGCUAUGAUCACACUUUUUCUUUACUGCAUUUUAAUUUUACUUGAGGGAACUCCAAAAAAGAUAAAUAAAGUUGUAUCUAAUCUAAUCCAGAUAAAUAAAAACAGUUAUUGGCUCUCUUAAAAGGAAUUUCAUGAUGCUAAUUUUCCUGAUGAGAUAAAACAUUAAUUAAUGCAUUAUUUUACAGGCUUCUGUCCAAAAAAAAUCUUAUCUCAAUUGGCACUAAGGUUCUGUAGCUUUCAGGUUUAAAUCAGUGUGAUGAAGUUACAGACAGGAUGCUCCUGACAUCUGUGCACGUACUUCCUAGUCUAUUGAAGUCAGUGUGCUCGCAUACUGUUGGAGGCAGGCAGUUACUAGUAAGGUGCAACUGUGAUGAUGCAAUUAGUUUAGUGAGUCUCGGGUUUUCUCACAGGGUCCCAUUUUGAGCAGUUUACAGUUUUUAGGAUUAUGGCAACAUGCGGUUACCUCAUGAUUUGAAACUCUGAAUACAUAUAGUAUGGACACCGAACUUUCAGGGUUUGGUGUAAAUGUGGAAACGCAUGAUACCUCCUCUUUAACUGAAACAUUGCUUUACUCUUUAUUCUUUAAGUCAAGAAAAUGGAAAAACCUUUUUAAAAAAAUAAUAAAAAUGUUCAAAUCAGGUUUUUUUUUCCCUUUUGGUUAUUUUUUUGAGUAUCUGGUCAACAGUGAGCUGUGAUCUAACACUUGUAUUUGCCUAAAUCAAAGAGCUGUAUGCCCCUUAUUCUAAGCAGAGCACAAACACGUGCUUCAUCUUCAUGAUUUGACUGAUUAUGUUGAAUCUGUGUAUUUCCAGGUAGAAGAGUGUCACCUGCCUGGUUUGGGUGUUGCUCUGACUCUGGAUUAUAAACCAGAUACAGCAGAUGAGGCAGUCAGUCCCCUGGUUUCUUACGUCAGCGGACUACUGCUGGGUACCAACAGCAAAGUCCGGACCUGGUUCAGCAUGUUCAUUCGUAAUGGACAACAGGUGAGGGUCCAGGGUUUUGUUCUGUAUGCAGUUUAUGUCAUUUGGUAACACAGACUCAAACCAUACAAGCAACUGUACUGAGAAAAACAUAGAAAAUGAGAAGAUGUUCCUGUGUUUCCUGACUUUUGAGCCACUUAUUUAUUGAUUAAAAAAAAAAAAAAAACACAUGAAGCAUUUGGCUCUAAAUAAAGAAUGUAGAUGUAAACCGCAUUCAGCUCAUGUCUUCCCUUCACUUCAUCUCUGUAACAGAGAAAGAGAGAAAGCAGCUCAGUGCUUUGGCAGAUGCGCAGACAGCUGCUUCUGGAGUUGGUCGCCAUUCUGCCUCGCUCACGUAGCACACAUGUACCCAAUGACCAUGACAUGGAAGGAGACAGCGGCUCAGGGUACUCUGGCCUUAGAGAGGAGCAUGUGGUGAAAGCCAGCGCUCUGCUCAGACUGUACUGUGCCCUCAUGGGCAUCGCAGGUCUUAGGUAGGUCCAUAAGGGUGCAGUUACCCUCCUUAUAAUUUGUACUUACGUGAUCAUGACUUUUGUUUGUACUUUGACAGCUUUUUAAAAUAAUUUUGACACAUGAAAGUUGUAUUUUUCUAAUGACAUGCUUUGUGUAGUCCAGAACAUUAAAGUUGUUCAGUGUAGGUCAGAGUUUAAAAAGGUUAUGUAGAUAAUGGACUUAUUGAUCCCACACAGACCUACAGAUGAGGAGGCAGAGCAGCUCUUGCAGCUAAUGACCAGCCGGCCUCCAGCCACUCCUGCGGGUGUUCGCUUUGUCUCCCUGUCUUUCUGCAAGCUGCUGGCCUUCCCCACUCUGGUGAGGUAUGUAAAACCUCCUUUUAACGUCCUCUUUCUUAGAGGUCUUUGUUUUGUUCAGAAAACUCAAAUAGGUCAGGACAACAAACCCAAUCCAGCUAACAGAGAACUCAAAGUCUGUUUUUUCUGCUAGUGCCUUUUGGCUGCCAAAUGUACCCACUGCAUUUCUGGCACUAGAUAUGGUUCUUUUGUUCUAUAGAGUGUGGACAUUAUUCUCUUUGUGGUUCUGUCUGUGUUCAGCACUCCAGAACAAGAACAGCUGAUGGUCAUGUGGCUCAGCUGGAUGAUUAAAGAGGAGGAAUACUUUGAGAGGUAAGAGGAUCCAAAUAUUUAUGAAAAUGACGUACAACUGAAGAGAUAAACUGCUGUGCUUAAUUUGACAUAUGCAUUUAGACAAUUCAAAGCACAGCCCCCUCAAAUUCACAUUCAUUUCAUUUUACUUGGUUGAAUGACACAAGCCGCAGUCGAAAGACAAAGUCUGUGUAAAUACAGUAGUCUACAAACAUAAGAGGCUUUUUAAAAAUGACAUGAAGGCAGUAAAUGAAGCUGUUAAUCUCUCCCAGUAUUCAAAUGUUGAUUUUCAUGUGAUCAUAAAUCAACACUAAUGCUGUAUUGUUGCCGUUGCAGUAUUAUGUUCUAUUAAUGUAGCAUUAACUAGUGUAAAGAAGCAUUAACAUGUCAUUGACAAAGGGCCGAUUAAGGGUGUUGUAGAGGGGAAAGAGUGUGACAGAUUACCCAGGGCCCAAACAGACUAGAGGACUCUUGGUGAGCCUGAAAUGAAAAAAUACUGUUUUGCAUUUUAUUUUAGUGAAGCGGAAGUAAUGUCAAAAGUUUCCUUGACAUACAAAAUAAGUGUUGAUCAAAAAAAAUAUCACAUGUGUAAAAUACCAUAUAGCCUCCCUCCUAAUAAUUUACCUCCAAUUUUUUUCUGCUGAUGCCUGCUGCUAGAUAGUCCCCCUGCAGCGGAUUCCUUUGGUCUGUCUUUACCUACACAUAAAAGCAGUAAAAAGGGAGGGAGGGGACUUCUGACUGUUUAGUAAACAGGCUACAAGUGUUAUAUUCUGUUACACCACUAAUAUCACACAGCUAAUGUUGAAAACAUUUAAAUAUUACACUUGCCAUGGUACUCAUCAAUACCAAGAACAUUAACUCUCUCUGUUAUCUUGUUUUUUUCUGUGUUUAUGUUAUUCAAUUUUUUUUUAUUUACUUUGUCUGUUAAUAAAAUGUUGAACUAAUCUCUAGUUUCUUUAGUUUUUUAGCACAGAUGCUCUAAAACUGGCAGUUUAAAAAAAAAGUGAUAAUAAUCAAGAUCAGACAAUAUGACAAAACAUGUUUUUUUUUGCCGAAUUGCCUAGUUCUGUAACCAAGAGGGAGUCAUUACAGAAAACCUGACAUCGUUCUUUUUUUCCAAACAUAACAGUUGAAACUUUGUAUCAUCAGCAUUAAACAUUAUAUCACUGACAAUGCAUUGAUAACAUUUGCGUUAACAUUAGGGUCAUUUACACGGACUUGAGCUAAAUAUUCAUUAAACUUCUCCUUGCAUAGGCAUGACCAUUGACAUGGAGCAGGAACUCUGUAUCAUGAUAACAAGUCCAUGAUACAGUAUAUUUGUGAUAUUUUAUAGACAUGACAGAUGAAGGAUAAUUUUCCCACAGAAUAUAAAAGCAGCAAGUUAAAUUUCAAGUUUAAUGUCUAAAAAGCAUAUUUGAGUUGAUUGUACAACUUGCAUUUACUUUGUUUAUGUCUAUUGUUAGGAUGUGUUUAUAUUGCCUCUGUAACUGUUUGUUCUUUGCUCAAAUAGGCAGUGAUAAACUCAGCAGAGCUUUUGUAUAUUUGUUCAAAUGAAAGUUAUUAUGAGCUGUCAUGGAAAGAAAUAAAGACUGUAGUUUAUAUGGAUGUAUGUGUUUGUUCAAAUCGACUCCAUAAAGCAUAGAUCAUCGCUGAAGCUUAAAGGGGACACAGGUUGAUGGAGGGUUUGUGUGUCGGCCUGUGUUUAUUUGCGUUUAGAUUAAUGGAACCUGCAUAAUCAGCGUAUUAAUUUUCUCUCCUGUGAAAUGCAGGAUUAACAACGAGUACAAGUGUCUUUUCUCACUCUCCAUGCAUGCAUAUGUGUGUCCUCCUUACAGUGCUGCGGGCGUAUCUGCUUCUUUUGGAGAGAUGCUAUUACUGGUUGCCAUGUAUUUCCAUAGCAACCAGCUCAGCUCCAUUAUUGAGUUGGUCUGCUCUACUUUGGGGAUGAAGGUAAGGUGGUGGGAGGCAGUGAUCAAUACAUCAGUCUGGCUGACCAGCUGCUGGCCCCACUCCUCCUCUACAGCACAUAAAGACUGUAUCCCUGAUGAAACAUUGCAGCAAGCAAAUAUCUACAAAGUCGCUCUAUUACCCCGUAGCCAAUGUGUUCUUUUAUUACUUAUUAAGUGCACUAUUGUUUCCUGCUUGUGUACUAAGUAGUUUCCCUGUCUCAGUGUAUUUUCCACUAAGAUGUACAAUGUAAUUGGAUUUAGAGCCUGUUUGUUUCCUCCCUGAGGGCAAUCCUCUUGAUUUAGUGUUGGGCCUGCCAUGUAGAGUUUUCCUAUAAAAUAUGAAAAGAGAGAAAUUACAGAGUACCGGCACCGCUGCCUGCAGGUGGUUUUCACUCACAGUAAACCUAACAUUGUUCUUGUUCUUCAACUUUUCUCCAGAUCGCCAUCAAGCCAAGCUCACUCAGCAAGAUGAAGACAAUAUUCACACAGGAGAUCUUCACAGAACAGGUAUGCACGGUUUAUUAGCAAUCUGUCCUUGGGUAAAUUUCAGCCUGCUUGUUGCAGUUUUAUAAAUAUCAGUGCUCAUUAAUUUGUCAAGCCGAGACCAAGCUGCUGUAAAUCCAAGAACUGAAAGCUUUUAGUUCAAUAGCUUUUCAAAAUGAAAUAAAAUAUCCAUGUUAAAGUUUUUAUUUUUUAUACAAGAAAACACUAUAGAAAAGAAAACAAGAAAAGGUGGCCGUAAGAACCAUUGAAAGAAGUCACUAAAAUCAAAGCAAGAAAGCUUAAAACAAGAUAACAAUAGAGGGUUGAAUAUGAUGUGGUGCAGAUCUGUAUAUUAGUAAUCGUAAUAAUAUAGUAAUCAUCUUUAUUUAAAAUUCAGGUCUGAGUACAUGACUACAGCAAGAUUUGUGGCUUGGUCAGUUGUUUUCACCUGUAACAUCUGAAGCUGCUGACUGACCUUUAAUCUUUCCUGUGUGGCUCCAAAAAUAACCUCCGCAGUUUAUCUAAGUACAAGCGAAGAUCCCGUCAUGAAUUUGUCGGAGGGACUAAUAUUACAUCACCAGUGGUCAUUUUGGUGACUCUGAAGCUAAAAAAGACAAAAACUGGUACUCUGUUAUCCUUAAUCAAGUGAUGGUUUCAGUGAAUGAAAUCCUUGAUUUCAAUAAGGGGAGUUAGAAUUGUUGGUUAGUUGUAAAACAUUGCAAAAGUUACAGUAACCUGAAAAAGUGCCAUUGUGCACAAAACAGUUUCAGUCAUAAUAUAAAGCCUCUGAGGUACGAUCAGGAGAUUUAAGCACUUCUAUCUGUAUUUUAUCCAAAAUUGUUUUGAAUUUCGAUGAGUUACUAAGAAUUGUGGUCUAUCAAAAGAUAAUUUUAUUGUUUAGAGAUAACGAACGUUAGAAAGAUGUCUGUUUUGACUGAUCAUUGGAGUGGAUUACUGUGAAAACUCUGGCAAACUUAACAUAAGUCCAAAUUAGUCCAAAUUGUAAACAUUAUUAUUCCCAUGAGGUAAAGUGUUAACAGACUUUGUGGGUGUUUUUCUCCAAUUUUGCUAUUAAGACGACUUGUUUGUUGCUGCUUGUGUGUAGGUGGUUACUGCUCAUGCUGUGAGAGUCGCAGUGACCAACAACCUCAGUGCCAACAUUACAGGAUUCCUCCCUAUCCACUGCAUCUACCAGCUGCUCCGAAGCAGAGCCUUUACAAAGCACAAAGUGUCAAUCAAGGUAGGACACAUGCAUUUCUUAAGUCUAUAGUGGAAGCUAGAUGACUAGCUGCUGAGCCUUAUGCCUGAUUUAAAAUGUAUUCUUCCCUCUGGUGUCGUGUCCUUGUGUGCAUCAUCCAGGACUGGAUCUACAGGCAGCUCUGCGAAACAACCACCCCCAUCCACACCCAGCUGAUUCCCCUCAUCGACGCCUAUAUCAACUCCAUCCUCACUCCAGCCUCCAAGGCCAACCCAGAGGCCACCAACCAGCCAAUCACAGAACAGGAGAUCCUCAAUGUCUUCCAGAGCUCUGCUGGGGUGAGUCAGUCUGUGUGAGUCACAGAAAGGACAAAAAAAAACACAAACUCCACCCUGAGAAGAUCAGUGCAUGUGUGGUUAUGUUGUGUGGUUUGAACUUUCAGUCACACAUCUUUGGCUUCCUAGAAUAAACAGUAUGCAGAAAACCCAGACAUACAGUAAAGGUAGAUUAGAUAAAGAAAACAAAAGGUCCAGGAAUAUUGUGUACCUAGCUAGGAUAGAGUUUAAUGUUGUUCCUAACCAAACGCAUUGAUUUACAUUUACUGGGACAUUUUGAUAGCAUGUUGUUGGGCAUUCUUUUUCCGCCGUUUUAAUUAAAAAAUAAAAUGUGUGAAUCUAAGAAAAUAAGGUAGAAUAAUAAUAGUGUUGUUGACUAAUGUAGUUAAAGGAUUUUUUAGUGUUAACACGAUAUUAACAUUCACAACAGUACAUCCUAAAGAUCUAAAUGUUGUCUAAGAUUAAGACCAGUUGUUCUUUAAGUUUACUUUUGGGCUUGUUGUGCCUUAAUUUAGAGGUAGGACUGUGGAAACUAGAAAACUGGGGCGAGAGAGUGGGCGCUGACAUGCAGAAAAGAGUAUACUGCCCUCUCAGACUGUUGCCUCUGUACAUAAGGCAUGUGGUUUCACAGCUGAGCUAAACUGGUGCCUAAUAAGUAAAAUCAUUGGGUCUAAUUGAAAAGUGCUUUUUGCUCAGAAUCAAAUGCUUUUACUAUUGGAUAAAGGCCUGGGGUUGUGGCCAUGCUUUUACAGCAUAUCGAUUUAGCUGAAGUCACUUUUCAGCUACUCUGUAAUUAUUUGGUUCCAAUUUGAUGUUAAAGAAAAGGACUUUCUGUAUUUAUUGUAUAUUUAUUAGCACAAGCAGUGAGAGAAACAUAAAGGAUAGUGUAUGCAAAUAAAAAAAAAAACAGCUAAUUUAAACUUGAAUUGUUUUAAUUUGAUAGUGAUGCUUCAGUGGUAGGGCCUGAUGAUUUCCUCAAUAGGUAUAAUACAGAUGAAAUUAAGUAUUACCUGUAAAACCAAGGUUAUAGUAGAAUUUACUUGAACUAAGUUGCUUGAUUUAGUCUUGGUCUUCGUGUCUGGACUAAAAUGCCCUUCAAUUUUAGUCACAUUUCAGUCAUUUUUGUCCUGAAUAGUUUGGGUCUCGUUUUAGUUGAUAGUCAGAACAUCUUUACUCUUAGUUAAAAGUUGGUAACAAGGCUAUAGCUGUUUAAAUCUGUAGUGCUCCAGUCUUUGGACUCUAUAGCUUGUGUAAUAUCUGAAUUCAUUGCCACAGUUUGAUGAUUUUGUUCAGAUCACAUUUUGUUAUAAUUGGCCUAUUAAGGGGAAUGUUAUUUAAAAUGCAAGUUACAUUAUGUGAGCGUCUCUGUAAAAUGUACUGCUGAUGAAUAUUGUGAAUAAAGAAACUGAAAAAUCUGUGAAGGUAAACGAUCCAUCCCCACACUUACUGGUGAUUAGGAGAUCCAUCGACCUGCCCCUCCCUGACCCCUAAUUUGCUUCUGUCUUUCUCUGUCGUUUAGCAAGGGGAAGGUAGUCGAGGAGGAAGACAGCGCUACUCUAUCACCACACAGCUCCUUAUCCUCUACUACAUCCUGUCUUACGAGGAGAACCUGUUGGCAAGCACCAAACAGCUGGGUAUGUACAAGACAGUAACUGUCUUCCAUAGAACUCCACACUGUGGCUGGUUUUCCACUGGGCUUCAUUUUUAAUGUCUUAUUUUCGUUUCAGCUGCCAGUCUUAAGUGCAUCCAUUGUCAUCUCCUCCUCUGAAGGAGGCGUUGUUCGCUCAAUGGAGAGAAUUUGUCAGGCAGUUUAGAGGAGAACGGCAGCUUUUGUCCUCUGUGAAGUUGUAGGAGAUGCUCUCACUCUGGAUGUACAGUCAUUCAUCCUCUUCUGAAUGUUGGCUGCUUUGUAGAGAAUAAAUGGAGGGCUGACAAAGAGCCAGACACAAUGGCUGCAGAAGCUGAGCUAACUAGGACAGCUGUAGGUUAGAUUGAGCAUUAGCAGUUAGCCUAGUCAGUGUUUAUUCUCUCCCAUGACGAGCUCUCCUCUUGCCCUUCAUUAGGCCAGAUUUAUGUGAGAGUUUAUGCCCAUCUCUUUAAUUGCUCUGUUUACCCAAGUGCUCCCACAGCCUUCAAGGAAGGAGUAAUGAAGCCCAUCAGCAGUGGUAAUGAACCCACGUCAAUGAAAAAUCACCUCCGCUCCUCUAACUCAUCGGCACAGCAGCUCUGGCGUCCUUACAUCCCCCAAUAAAACACUCAUGCUUCAUCUUGUCCUUUUCUGACUUCAUGUUCUCACCCUCUCUGUGUCCUGUACUAUUGUUUCUUCACUCCACUCACACCCUUUGUGACUCUCUUUUUUUUUAAGCCCUUAUGCAGAGGAAGCCAAAGUCCUACUCUGCAGCUCUAAUGGACCAGAUCCCCAUUAAGUACUUGGUUACGCAGGCCCAGGGUCUGCAGCAGGAGCUCGGAGGUGAGUUAUGGCCUCAGUGUUUGGUUACCUCUCUACAUCUGACUUUUAUUUAAGCAAUGUGGGUUUAUAUGGAGGCUAUCAAUCAAAACAUUGUAAAACUAAAUUGGAGCUGUAGCCUCUCAUUACGUUUCACUCCUGAGUUCAUAUCUCUUAUAAGUUCUCCAUCUGCUUGUCUUUCCAAUGUCUUUAAACAACAGGGAGCUGAUAAUUCAGAGUCUACUACCAUUUGCAAAUGCACUUGGAUUUUCUUUUGCUUAUACUCAGACCAAAGCCAGCAUUACAAGUGGAAAAUUAAUAAAUGUAGUCUCAAAACAGUCCCUCAGAGCAAAGUUUUAUCCAAACCCAGCCAUCUGCAGAAUUCUCCCUAAAUAAAGUACGGAUCAGUGUUUCCCCCUCAGCUCCUGAGCUGUUUCUCUUCUAGAUGUGCUCAGCUUGAUUCUCAGAUAAAGCUAAAACUAGAUGUAUGUUGUCUAAAAUACUUAAAAAUUGUAAGCAUGAAGGUCCUGUCCAUAUGUUUGUGGAUAUUUUGGAAAUGCAGUUUUUUUUCUUCUUCCCUUUGAACUUAAGUGUACACAUAAUAGAGUUGAAUAUCAUUGGUAAUUGGAGAUGGAAAAACACAGAUCAAGACAGAAAUUUUCAUCUCUUUGUGUGGACAACAAAAACUUCGAGUUUUGGGAUCCACUGAUGUCAUUAACCUCUGGUGUUUUUCAUAUAUGUAGCAGGUUUAUUAGAUUUUCUUGCAUGAUUACAAGUAACCUAGUCAAAUUUGACCACAAUACCGUGGGGCAAAUUAAUGAAUCAUGCUCAAAAGUUUUUGACUUGCUGCUCCAUACACAGUUAAAGGACAAUGUUUACAGUUGUUGCUUUCUAGGUAAACACUCAAUACCCCGGUGCACAGUGUUCUUUUUUGUGUUGAUAUGAAGGAAUGAUUGUAAUUAUAUCCACCCUCUGGCCUGACAUGCUUUUGUUGAUCAAUUCAGCAGUUUCUUAGUUACCAUGGGGAAAGAUAAAUAUCCAAAACACCUCUGGUAAGGACAGAAUUUUCUUUUAAGAACAAAGAGAAGAAAAAAAAACAGUUUUAAAAAUAUCCGCAACACAAGUCCAGCAAGAGUUGGUCUACAAGGUAUUGUAAACGGUGCAAAUGCUGUUAUUAGUUUGGAUGAACAACAAAAAAGGGUUAAAAGAAGUUCACAAAUAGUUGGGAUUAUGUUUUACAGUACAAAUGUAGUCAGGUUCAAUCCUAUAUGACAUGAGCUGUCUUUUAAGGAUGAAAACAUGUGUUUGAACUGAACGCACAACAUGAGGAAAUAAUAACCCGUAAUUUCUUUGAGUAGUAAAUUUAGUAUUUUUUUUCUUUCUUUUUCCUUCCUUUUCCCCAUCUUUCCCCCUUUUUUUUCCAUUUUCCUUCCUUUCCCUUUACCCCCUCCUUUCCCUGUUCUUUCCUUUUCCCUUUUCCUUCCUUCCUCCUUUCCCUGUUCACCACUGCUGUCUCAACCGCCUCUUCUUCAUAUCGCUCUUCCCCUUCUUUCCCCCAUCUACCCCUUCUUCCUUUCUUCUUUUCUUUUGCUCCUCAGGUCUGCACUCUGCCCUUCUGAGGCUGCUGGCCACCAACUACCCCCACCUGUGUCUGGUGGAGGACUGGGUUUGUGAGGAGGAGGUGACUGGUACCCUGCCACUGCUGAGGAAGAUGAUGCUCCCCAGCAAUACCUGCAGAUACACUCAGAGCCAGCUGCACCAGGGUGAGGAGGCUGGAAGGAUAGGGUUAAUAAGGUUUUUAAGAUAUUGUGCAAAAUUUUAGAAUAGUGAGUAGUUUCACCAAAGUAACCAACAAUCGUUGAAGAUAAAUGGCAUAAACGACACCUGGCUGGAUUAUUUACACCGUUUGUAUUGUAAUAUAUUGUAAAAAGAGAAAGAAAUGUUUCAUACAUAAAGUCAUUGUUCAAAUUAUAUAGUUUAACUGAUAUUUAUUUAGGUAGAAAAGAGUAAAGCAAAAAAACCCCAAACAUCUGACUUUGAAAUGGACCAGCUGUAGAGAUACAGAUCUAAGAGCAGAGGUUGUAUUUCUGAGAGAGUGGUGUUAUCAAUCUUAGUGGAGCAGGUAAGAGAUACUGCUGUUGUGUAUUAUGUUUAUAGGUAAGAGCUCUUAUCCAACAGGAAUCUCACAUCAGUGGUUAAUCCUUCAGGGUUUAGAGGAUUAUGCUGUAAAUUGCUUUUUCUUGAUAAAGAUCCUUGGCGAAAAGGAGAAGUGUUACCUAUAAUCAGUUUGUGGUGCCAUUAUGAAGGUUCAAGUACCAAAUAGUGAAGACUUUUUAUGGAUGGUAGUUUGUCUGUUUUCAUGCAACUGACACAACAGUUUGUUCAGGAUACUGAUACAGGAGAGUCUAUAAAUGGUGAGUAAUGAUCUGACCUGUGUUGGGGAGGGUUCGCCAGCACAAACUUAAAGAAUAAGCUGGAUAAUCUUUUUUUACAGAAGCGUAUGGCAUUCACAUACAAAAAAAUAGGAAACAAUUGUUUUAAGGUUUUUUUCUUUGCUGUUUUUCUGACUGUUUUUUCCUUCUGUUUUCUGUACUAAUAAGUCUUUCCCCACUUCCUGUUUUCCGGACAAAUUUUUAUUCUGUUUUUCGCACUAUCGUUUCUUUUAUCUUUCUGUUUUUCAAACUUCAUACAAUCAAAUAACGUUAACCACCGCGGCUGUUCCAAAUCAGCACAAUCUCCAGCUCCUAGUUAACUUCGACUACAGGGUCAACGAGACUAAAACAUGUACUAGUUACAUACACAGGGUUUGCAAAUCCUGAGGUGCCUGGGCAAAGUAGACAAACUUAUGACAAUUCCAUCUUUCUGACUUAAAGAAAAGAGUAUCUCCCAGUGUCUCAAACCCCAAAAAAGUCAAACUUGAUUAAAAUAAACAAGUGGGCCAUGUUUGCUUUCAAUAGAUCGAGCAGAGGGGGAUGAAAGUGUCUGUUUUUAAAUGACCAUGAUCCCAGAGAACAGGGAAAACAAUUAGUCUGAAAAACAAAACAAAAAAAAUCUGGAAAACAGAAAAGAAAAAAAAAACUUCUGGAAAAAUAGAGCCUUUUUUUCUUGGUGAAUGCAAUGCGCUUCCGUACAUUCGAAACUACUCUUAAACAGUAAGAUAACAGGGAAACCAGUGUGGAGUAUUUCCCAAAGGACUGACUGCUUUUCAUUCAAUUUCGUAUAAAAAGUCACAUCAGACUUCCUACACCUCCUCUGGUGUAUGGAUUAUUUAAUUUCACAGUUUUAAUUUGACUGCACAGAUACAGAGUCCCCAGGAUUAGGACCAAAACAGACGUUACAGUCUUUGUCUAUCAUAGAUUUCAGCUGCUGCACAAAAUGAUCCACACGCUGAAAUUUACAUGCUGCACUUAAUUAAACUUUUGAUGAUCCUCAUAAGUAACUAUGUAGUGCUUUAAUGAUGCACUUUUUAAACAUCUUGUUUAAUGUUUAUUUAUGCUCUCAUAUGGAUUUUGAUGUCUUUGUAGUUAAUGUGUUCUUCUAUGCUCUUGGUGCAAAGCUGAUCCUCCUUAGAAAAACGGGAGAAGUUACAUUUUAUUUCAGUGAAUUAGGAAAUGAGUUAGAAAAGAAAAACAGCUCAUCUUCUUGUAGGGUUUGUUGGUGUGAGGUGAUCAAAGGUUUCAUCUUAAUCAGAUCAGCAAACUGCUGUGUGUGUGAAACUUAACCUUUCCGGUGUGACCAGUAUCAGUGUCUGUUUCCUGUCGUUUUAACACACAAAGCGAUUAUACACUUGUGUUGCCUUAAGGUGAAAGGAUGAUGAUUCUGUGCCUGUUUAUUAAACCUAAACGAGUGAGUUUUCACAUGCUGCGACUGCUUAGCACUGAAAUAACCUCGAUCUUGGGUUGUUGUUGUUUUUUUGUUUGUUUUUUUUUGUUUUUAAAUUAGUCCAUAUUAAGACUAAACACACUGUUUCUCUCCCUUCUAAGCCUUUCAAAAGUUACCAUCCAGUAGUCCCAGGUUGAUGAGGAUCCUGGAGCAUCUAACGCUGCUUUCACCUGGAGACCUGAUCCCUUACGCUGAGGCCCUUACAGCCAGCAUGGCUCUGCUGCUGGAGCCCGCUGUGCCUCGCCGAAUACUGCAGACGCUCAACAAGCUCUGGAUGGGACUCAACACUGUGAUGCCCCGCAGGUACGUAAUUAGGGUAAGGAAUAGAAAACACCUCUGUUAAAUGGGUGUUUGAGCGUAGAUCAGUCAAAAAUAAAUUUAAAAAACAGCAUGCAUUUACUUGUAAAAAUUGGGUGUUUUUUGCUUCACCAAACAGCAAAAAUGAAAAGUAAAUAAAAGAAAUCAAAGCCUUUAGAAAAUCAUCCAAUUAUGUACAGUUAUUUUAAUACAACAACAUCCCCUGGUUAAAGUGACUUACUGUAUUUCCAGUUAAAGGUCAACAGUAGUACCUGAGCCAGUGUUUUCUUUCCCAAGGCGUUCUGAAGUUGCUAUGAGACUCGGUAAACGGAUUAAAGGAAGCACUGUGGAACAAGAGUUGUUGCCCUUGACCCCAGGCUGCUUGUUCAAUGAUUAUUGUGCGAAUAGAUCAGAUGUAUUGAGUCGGACUACUGUGUCAGCCUGUGUGAACUCUCUGGACAGAAGAGGGUGACCCUCACUGUGCCCCAGGGCCUUCAGGAGCACAGUUACCAAAGCUCAGAGCAGACAUCCUAUCGAUCUUAAAGGGAACCGUAACGAGAAGAGCUCUGGGCGUGAAAAACCGAAAGAGAGUCCAUGAAGAAGAUGUGAGGGCUUGAUGCCUCCUCCUCCUCCUCUUUUCCUCACUCCCUCCUGUAGUAUUGAAUGAUGCAUCAGGCUGGACCAGAGGCUCUGCUUGAUCAUAAUGUAGGAGGAGGGCAGGAGUGCCAAAUUUCACACAGAUCUGUUGAUUGAUGUGAGCAGCAGGAAGGCUGAGCGCUCCAAGAGUAGCCUGCUGUUCGUAGUUUAGUUAUGAUCUGAUAAGAGAAAAGAGGGUGAAAAGCUGCUACAGGCUAAAUUAUGUUUCACUGAAAAUAUUGAAAUCAUUAAGCCACCUGCUGAGGUGUGUCUCGUGUUAUAUUUCAGUGGCAUUUCUGUAUUUUUUUUAAACUCAUAACACAGUAAAUCAGUAUCCCUGUGAUGUAUCCAACAAAGACUUCUUUUAACUAUAAGCCUAUUCACAUUCUAGGAAUGUAUCUGAAUGUAUUUCCCUGAUUUCUCUAUAAAAGCCAAGCCAAAAACAACGAGUGCGUGUGUCUGUGUUUUAGGUUGUGGGUGAUGACAGUGAAUGCCCUCCAGCCCUCAGCUAAGCUGCUCCGACAGCAGAAGUACACUCAGAAUGACCUGAUGGUGGACCCUCUCAUAGUGCUGCGCUGUGAUCAGAGAGUUUACAGGUAACUGCAGAACAUGUUGUGAAGCCGUUUAUAGUAACAAUCACCACAAAAACACUGAAGUUUGUGUUGAAUGGUUGGAGUGUGUGGGCAGCAUAUGAAUCCCUGUGUCAGGAGGUCUCAAACUCAUGUAUACAGUCUGUAAAAACAUGGAUGUUAGUUGAAGUUUAGACCAUUUUGACUCACACACAGUUAACUAUAUGUUUACAAAAUGCCAGAAUAAUUUAAAUUUAACACCUUCAAAGUAUAUGUCGAGUUUGUAUUGAAUUAGAAAUUAACUGUGUCUAUGUGCUGUCUGUAAUUUUAUAUUGUUUUUUUCAAAGUUACUGUCUAACAAAUGUAUCUAACAAUUUUUUUUUCUUUUUGAUUUGUAUUCAGUAUUUCAAUAAUAACUUAAGUUUAGUAAAUUAAGUUUGUUUGCAUCUUGAAUAUGUAUUUUUUUACUUAUGAAUCUUAAGGGACAUGUGAAUGAGUACUCGUUGUAUUCAUGUUGAUUUUUGUAUCUAGAGGUAGAUGCACUUAUCUUUCCUUGUCAGUGAGCACAGGCUGACCUCUGAUCCUAAACAAGUAAACCUAAAAUCACUGCUUUGAUCUUUAUUUUUCCUUUCUUUCUUUGUGCCAGGUGUCCUCCCCUGAUGGACAUUGUUCUUCAUAUGUUGAAUGGCUAUCUGCUGGCCUCUAAAGCCUACUUACACUGUCACCUAAAGGAGACGGCUGACUUUGACCGUCAGAGCCAGACUGUCUCAAACCUGGGUGUUCCUGGACAGCCAGAUACACCUGAGGUCACCAGGGAGGAGCUGAAGAACGCUCUUCUAUCCGCACAGGUAUUCAAACAAUGAACAGACACAUUCAAACUCCUGCUGUCUCAUAUCUUUGAGGAAGAGUCAUCCUGAGUUUAAGUUUCUCAUUUCUAGAUUUGAAAGUUGUAAGUGCAUUUUAAAAAGUUGGAAUAUUUUGAAAAAAUUAAAAGUGUUUUAAAGUGUUUCAUGUGUUCUUUGACAUAAACUUUGAUAAUUAUGUCCCAAAGCAAAAAAAAAAAAUAAAAAAAUCAGAAAAGUGAACCACUUUUUCUUCAGUCAAUAAAGGUGAUUUAAACAUAUAUGUAUGAGUUUAGGACUAGUUUUGUGGAUUAUUUCAACCAAUGGGGUUUGUUGCACAUAUAUUCAGAAAUACUCUAAGACUAUAUCCUUUUCAAAAUGUCUCAAAGAUUACAUUCCCCUCUGAACACAUUAUCCACUUGUUUCAUUUAACCCCAGGAUAGCGCAGCUGUCCAGCUCCUCCUUGAGGUCUGCCUGCCAACCUCUGAGGAGCAGCAGCUGGGGGCAAACACAGAGAGCCUUCUGAGGAGCAUCAGGGACCCUGUUCUGGGCAAAUCCAAACAGGGAAACCUGGGGCCAAAAGCUACAGGGAGCUCAGAGGACGCUGAGCCGGAGCGGGGUCUGCUCAGUGACCUGAGGGAGGUGCAGUGUCUUAUCUGCUGCCUGCUGCAUCAGAUGUUCAUUGCCGACCCAAAUAUUGCCAAACUGGUCCACUUUCAGGUAAGACAAUAGAGAAAUAUAAGUGAGCUGAACUUUUUAUACCUGUUUUCAGUGAAAGUGUAAAAGCUGGCAGGUUUACAGAGUCAGGAACAUGAAACACAGUGUUGUAUUAGGGCCUGAUCCAAGACCAAGAGGGGCAUGUUUUGUUGUUGACACUUUGGCUUCAAUCACAGCCUCAGUUUGACAUUCCUGCAUGACUACAUUUUCUUGCCUCCCUCCAAGUUUUGCCAUUAGAAAGUAAUGAUAUCAUGCGAAAGCCCCUUUUGUGAGGAGUGGAGUCGGUAGUGCCAUAUGGCUGAAAAUACCUUCCAGUCAGUUUUUCAGGAAGAGCCAAGUCAUGCUGACCCCAUUAGUCACCACACUCUGCCAUGGCUUUAGUGGUGAGUGGCUGCAGCUCUCUCCCAGGAGGGGCAGACAGCCAUAUGGUGGACUUCAUCAAACCAACCCCUCCUCUUUCACCCUAAUCCACCACCGUCCUCAUGGCCUGGAAAAAAACUGCUCUUGGAAUUUUCUCCUGAGUUUGAUGUAAAAGUGCUUCAAUCACAACAUGAUUGAAUCCACUGAGUAUUCUCCUCUUCAUCAUCCUUGGAUUUUGUCAGCAGAUUUAUUUUUCUUGUCCUCUCCCCAUCUCCUCUCUGUCAGGGUUACCCUCAAGCUCUGCUGCCUCUCACUGUGGCAGGCAUUCCCUCCAUCCAUAUCUGUCUGGACUUCAUCCCAGAGCUGCUGGCCCAGCCCCAGCUGGAGAAGCAGGUGAGCCCCUCCCCCCUCCCUCAUCUCUUCAUUUCUCUUAUUCCUGGCUUUAAAUCCUGAACUUGUCCCGUGCUUUCUGCCAGAGUAUCUUUUACACUGGUGUGGUUUUUUUUUAAAGAACUUGUAAAUCUAUGUCCCUGCAGAUAUUUGCUAUCCAGUUGCUGUCAUACUUGUGCACCCAGUACGCCCUGCCCAAGUCGCUCAGUGUGGCCAGGCUGGCCAUCAGUGUCAUGGGCACCCUGCUCACAGGUUAGUCAAGUUAUCUGUUGUUGUUCUUGUCUUUACAUCUCAUGCACUUUAUUUUUUUCUUUCCAUCAGUCAGAGCUGCUCAGUUAUUGAAUUGAUUGAUAUUGAGGUUAAAAUGACUAAAAACAGAUCGAAUCGAAAAACAGAACGAAUUAACGCAACUUUAAACCUUUUCUAAACUUAAAAACUCCUAACUCUUAAAAACUUAAAAACUCCUAACUCUUCAAAAAAAAACAGCAAGUGGAGAAAAAAAUAGCUUUUUUUCUUUCCUUUUUUAAAUUUGUACUUCCUUGAAAAGGAUCACGCAUCUCUUCUUCACUUUCAGAUUAAUUUUAUUUGGGUGAUAAUUCUCACUAAAUUGUCACUCUUUUGAAGGAUUUGAACAGGCUGCAGAUCUGACAAAUCAAUCAGUAUUUUCAAGCUUGUACACGAUGUCAUUUUAACCUCAGGACUGUGGCUUGUAUUUGAUUUUGAUUCAGAACGCUGCAAACAGCUGUUAGCUCAGUGGCGCUCAUGUAUGCAUGUGACUGCCACAGACCCACGUGUUGUGCUCAGUCAGUCCCUUGGCUUUUCAGACACACCUGCUCCUGCCUCCUUCUGCUCUCCUCUCCAUCUUUAGCUGCCUGACCGUUUGUAUUGCUGUAGGACAACGUGUUGAAGAUAAAGUGGUCCACCAUGAAUCUUAGCUGCAGCUUCAACACUUUGUUUCUCAUUGAUCUUAGCUGCUUAUUAUGAAGAGAAAGUCCACAAUCUACUGUUAAGUAAGUAGAGCCAGUGUGUGCUUCAUUUAACAAACAGGAAGUGACAACACAGAAGACAACAUAAUAUAUAUUUUGUUUUUUUAUAUGAUCAUAGGGAGCCAAAGUCGUAAUCAAAAUUAAGAUCCCAUGAAUCACCCAGCUCUGGCCAAUACCAGUGUUUUCUGCCUUUCUUCUCUGUUUUUUUACAGGCUACUACAGGAUAGUCUUUGCACACUCGUAGCACUAAUAAACUGUAUAUCAUAAAUAUUAACUUUGAUUAAUAUAUAAACCAUAUGUGAGGAGAGAAGAAACUUUUCUGUUUUUUUACUAGCUUCUUUUCUGCAUUUGGUCUCCAUCAUGAAUCCUCUCCCCUCAGACUGACAGUACACUGUGUUGAUCCCAGUACAGCUGAUAUACAGUACAUGGUUUAUGUCAUACAGUAGAUGUAGAUGUAUUUAUCCCUUUAUUUGGCUGCCACCAUCUGGCCUUUGGCUGUUAGUGCAUCCUCCUCGCUCCAUUAUAUAAGUGUACAGUGUGUACCACUUCACCAGCCCCUCUGUUUAUGCAGCUCUUGUGUGUUCACCGAUGUGUUUCUGUCUUUUUUUUUUUUCAGUGCUGACUCGUGCAAAGCGUUUCUCCUUCUUCAUGCCCAUUCUGCCGUGUCUGGUGGCCUUCUGCCAGGCCUUUCCCCCUCUUUAUGAUGAUGUGGCUGCUCUGUUAGUACAAGUGGGCCAAGUCUGUGCCUCUGACGUCACCACCAAAGCCAGGGACAUCGACCCUCUUAUCGCCCGUGAGUAUAAUUAGUGGUUGACUUUGUGAUGGUUGGUUUGAGAAAAUGUUAGAGUUUUGAUUCAUUAGUUCACACUUUUUGUCAGUACAUGAUUUAUAAUGACUCUCUUCAAUAUCAUUUAUUCAUCACCACUGUAAAAGCAUGACAUGGAUAUAGUAUUUAUCAUUGAGCUUCUCAGUAAGAAUCACCAUCUACAGAUGUUAAGGUUUUUCAUCUUUAAGAUUAUGAACAGAAAUCUUGGCUUCAGAACUUUCUCUAUUCGUACUUGAAUUCAUAAUUGUCCAGGACAUGGUUUUUAAUUUCUGAUUGUAGCUUUUGCCCCAAAGGCUGAAUUAAUUAUGAACAGCACUAGAUUAACCAACAGUUUAAAGACAGGAAUUAAAACAUAGAGCCAUCUGCGGGCUCUGUAUGUUUGUUUGUUUGUUUGUUUGUUUACUUUCAAAUUAAAUUGAUAGCUGGUCUGUUUGUGAAACGUUUUACACCACACCAGUCUGAGUACAGUGUUGAGUAUACCUGUUCAUUAUUUUAGCGUUAAUCCAACUUAGAUCAGUAUUUUGUUAGGUGAACAGAUCUGAAUGAAUUUAAAACAUUAUUUAAAGUUUUUUUUUCCAUAUUACUGGGAGUCAGUCAUCAUCACAGGCUGAGUUUGCCAGAGGUUUGAACUCUGUAAACAAAACUCAUGAUCAGCCUUUCAUAUUCUAAUCCACUUUACUGAUAGAGGACAUUUCAUCUAAAAAUCUCCACCAAAGUGCUACACAGUGUGACAAAAGAGCAGAAUUAAAAGCUCUAAAAUACACAAGACAAAAGCGCAAAAGACAUUGAAAACUACAUUUUUAAAAAUGUCCACCAACAAUAAACACUUCAAACAAACAAAAGCCAAAUUAAAACAAAAAUAGUUAAUAGGGGGAAACAAAAUCACCAUGGAGCCACACAGAGCACACGAUUCUUUGAUGGAUUAAUAGCCAAGGAAUAAAACUAUGUUUUAUAUAUUUAUGGAAAACUUUGAAUUACAGCACAAUUCAUCAAAUUGAAGAAAGGCAUUUUUUUAUUUUUACCCUGUAUGUGAUGACACCUGAUUCUUAACCAGUGUGUAGUUAAGAAGUAUUCUCACAUGAGGGCCUGUGUCCAUUAAACAUGUUUGUUUUUGCACUGGCAGCACCCAUGCCAUGACUUUAUUUUCAAAGCACGUCUCACUGUCAGUGUGAAUGCCUGUGUAGUGUGUGUGUGUGUGUGUGUGUGUGUGUGUGUGUGUGUGUGUGUGUGUGUGUGUGUGUGUGUGUGUGUGUCUGUUUUAAAACACUUUAUGCUUUGUGUUGGUUUUCACUCAUCAGCUUUUUACAAAGAAAACAUAAAUACAUAGAUGUAAAUCAUGUUGUAGCGUCAGCAGCAGCUCCAGGACUGUAAAUCAUGCCUUGAAUAAGUGAGUGUGAUAGUUCCCUCAGCCUUUGGACCUCUGUCUUUGAUAACAGAGGUGUAUCUUCUCCAUCCCUCAGGUCUGCAGUAUAUGAGGGAGAAACCUCAGAGUGCUGUGUCUCCAGGAGAAGCUUCCUCAAAGCUGAGUUUACCCCAGAGGACAGCUGAGGAGCUGGGUGGAGCUGACCCUGACGUCCAGCUAUGCUACUGUGUGGAGGCCACCUUCAUGGAAAUCAUUGGCUCCACCCUGCAUGGACUAUAGAACAGACUCAGGCUUAUUGUUGAAGAUGAGGAGGGACGGACAACUGUAAACACUUCCCCUGAGGGACUUCAGCCCACCUGCGAGGCUCAGCACACAUCCUGUUAGGUUUGACUAACAGACUCUGACUCCUGUCACCUUUUGUUGGAGGUUUUCAGGAAAGGUUCAUUCCGUGCUCACGAUGGGGCGGGCCGUGCUGGAUAUAUCCUCUCUGUUCCGCCUGCACUUAGGUCAAGUUCUGAUCAGCAUUAGGCUCCUUUUUGAUUCCCUGUAAAUUUAUAAUGAUUUGCUUUAUAUUUAGAAAAUGUGUUUGUGCUGUCAGAGUUUGUAGAAAGUAAAAUAUUGAAAAUGUUAAAUGGGUCCAUUUUCUUGACCUCGAGGCAUAUUUUUCUAAGAUUAAAACAUUUGACCUUUUUACUCGGAAACUGGAAAAAAGGAAAAUGUUGCCUUGAAAUAAUGUUUAGUUUUUGUACUGAACUUGUUUGUAAUAAAACAAAAAAAGAAAAACAGCUUUGAUUGACUUGUGGUGAUGGAUUUCUAUCAAGUCAGUGUAGUGCAGUUUAUCAUGAUUUUUGGCAGCUUUAAAACUGGUAAAGAAAUGGAACCAAUGAAGAUCCAACUUUCAUUCAAGAAAAUAUAACCCAGGAAUAUCAACGUAAAGGUACAGAGAUUGACAAAAAUGAAAAAGAACAAAAUAAACAUCUACUUGUGAAUAAAAUUCAACCUGCAAAUCAUUUACCCUGCUACCCUGACAACUGCAGAGAGAUGAGCAAACUGAAAAUCCAGGAAGAGGGAUAGUAGACAAAGGCAUUAUUCCUGUAACCGUUAAAGAUGGAAAAUUCUAAUCUGAAAAUAUCUUAAAGCUGUCGUCGCUGCUCAAAUCCAACUCUACAACAGUUGGAAUGGCAAGGCUAGCAAAGAGCGUUACCAUGGAGAUGGAACCAAACCAUUACAAAUAUAGCAGAAAGAUAGAAAACUGCAAACUGAAACAGUCCUGCUGCCAAGAAAAAGCACAGUGAGGAAAUGCUCCAAUCUAACCCAGAAGGACUGUUUGCUGACUGUGUCACACACAACAACAGAAAGUCCAGAAAAAAAAUCUCCGUCAUUGGGACAAUAUCGAUCUGAGCAAGAAUGUCAUCUGAAACAACACAGACAACUCUUGGCUCACUGUUACCUACUAUCCUAACAAAGGUACAGUGCUGGUCCAGGGAGAUAAAGGAAACCUCAGCUCUUCUGAUAAAACUCUUCGCAAAGCUAAAAACAGAGGUCCAGAGACACCAGCCAAGGACCAACAACACAACUACAGGAGAAUCAGUCCCUCCUGGAGCUAAACUUUACUGAGUUUAAAGAGCUCACUUUAGCCAGUCUAAACCCUGAGUAUGAACUCCUGCCGUCUAGUAGGCGAAACAGAGUCCCCAAAUGUCAAC
This is a messenger RNA of Xyrichtys novacula (pearly razorfish), 28596 nucleotides long. The record is from the annotation of a GenBank genome assembly. Lineage: Eukaryota; Metazoa; Chordata; Actinopteri; Labriformes; Labridae.